Messenger RNA from Penicillium cataractarum, 765 nucleotides. RefSeq names its product oxidoreductase. Gene Ontology annotation, cellular component: intracellular anatomical structure. The transcript has 5 exons. Lineage: Eukaryota; Fungi; Ascomycota; Eurotiomycetes; Eurotiales; Aspergillaceae. Bases 1 to 765 code for a protein of 254 amino acids. Gene Ontology annotation, molecular function: oxidoreductase activity, acting on NAD(P)H, oxygen as acceptor. The record is from RefSeq and is a predicted model, not a curated record.
AUGGUUCUCGCUCAGCCCCCGAACCAACAUGUUAUGAAGGCAUUUGACCUCACUGGCAAAGUCGCUGUGGUGACAGGUGGUGCCCGUGGAAUAGGCCUCGAAGUGUCGCGCGGAUUGGCCGAAGCUGGUGCUAAUACAGCAGAGGCAACAGCAGCUGAGAUUGCAUCUGCGAACAAUGUGCGAGCAGCUGCCUAUCAGGCCGAUGUCACAAACCAGACCGAGAUCGAAGCUGUGAUCCAACGAAUUGCAAAGGAUUUUGGAAAGCUCGAUAUCUUGGUCGCUAAUUCGGGAAUUGCGUCAUGUGUCGCCGCGGAAGAUUACACUCCUAGCCAAUGGAGUGAUAUCAUGAAGGUAAACCUUGACGGUGCUUUUUACUCCGCGCAGGCUGCGGCGCGUAUCUUCAAGGAACAAGGGCACGGAAACAUUAUCUUCACCGCAUCUGUGAGUGCGACGUUGGUGAAUAUCCCUCAGAAGCAGGCAGCAUACAACGCAUCCAAGGCUGGUGUAGUUCAGAUGGCCAAGUGCUUGUCAGUUGAAUGGGUAGACUUCUGCCGUGUCAACUGCAUCUCCCCAGGCUUCAUUGCAACUGACAUCCUCGACAUUCAUCCCCAGGAAUGGCGGACUAAGUGGCUCGACAUGAUUCCUGCUCAGCGGAUGGCACAAGCCUAUGAGCUGAAAGGGGCCUACGUAUUCUGUGCCUCCGAUGCUUCUAGCUACAUGACUGGGGCUGAUAUCAUCAUUGAUGGUGGAUAUACCUUGCCCUAA